AUGGAGCCCUCCGCACACAAGGUCGAUGAUACUGUGACAGGCGUCAUGAUCUCACAGGCAUCAUUCGAGAGAUUGCCACUCGAGCUCUUCGAGUGUAUCACAGAAUGCCUCUCACCGCGAAGUCUGGCAUCGCUACGCUUAGUGUCAAGAGCCUCCGCUCGCCGCUCUUUUCGGACAUAUAUCGCCACUUGUUUCACGACAAUAGAUGUCGUGCUCAGCGACGAGCACAGUCUGCAAAACGCACUGGAGCUUGCGGAUCAUCCGGCAUUUGGCAAAAAGGCCAGCAUCCUCAAUGUUCACCUGGACUGCCUGCCCCGGCUCCAUCCCGACCAUGAAGACUGGGCCUACUGGUUUGACCAAGAGUCGUACUCACGCGAAAACUUCGGUCUGCAGCAUCUCUUCAGCCUUCUGUGGGCGAACAGAGAUAAUCUCACCACAAUCCGAAUGAAGUCCGGCGCCCCACGCUGCUGGAAGCGGUGCUGCUGGCCAGCGGGAAGGGCGGUCGGCGAUGAUGGGCGAGCCGUAGCGCACAGAAUGAAGCCACCGAGUCGUACCGAUAUGACAAAUUUCUUGAACAUCAUUAGUACUCUGGGCAUGUCCGGUGCCAUCAUCACCGACCUAGAAAUCGUGGCCGAGCACAGCUCAUCCUGGAGUCUACCUUUACACGAAGUCUGGAGGCUCUCGCGUCCCGGCUGCAUCCUCGCCCUCUCCCAGCUCACCAGCAUUGAUGUUAGCAUCUGGACAUAUCUCGACCUGGGUGAGGCGGCCACAGCAUUCACAGACGCUUUCCGAGAAGCCCCUCUUCUCAAACAUCUGGCAGUCGCCUUCAGGGACGAUAUCAUUGACGACUAUGAUUUCCUGGAUGAUUGCGAUAUCGAAGGCCUUACGCUGGCGCUCAUGCGACAACGACUUCCUUCCAUCAAGACUUUUCGGUUGACCAAUGGUGUCUUAGGAGCACAUAGUGCCGCAGACUUUAUCUUCAUGAAUCCGACGCUGGAGGUCUUUUCGGUGAGAGAAAGCAAGAUUAUCGCCUGCACAUGUUUACGAAGAGGCGGGAGCAUUGCUGAGAGACUGGAAGUUGUGACGGGAUUCAAAGGCUUUCAGGUCGAUGAUCGGACUUGCGAAAAUUGA
Pseudocercospora fijiensis CIRAD86 is the source of this 1131-nucleotide messenger RNA. RefSeq lists its product as uncharacterized. The record is from RefSeq and is a predicted model, not a curated record. The transcript has a single exon. Gene Ontology annotation, molecular function: protein binding. The coding region runs from base 1 to 1131 and encodes 376 amino acids. NCBI's taxonomy places the organism in Eukaryota, Fungi, Ascomycota, Dothideomycetes, Mycosphaerellales, Mycosphaerellaceae.